Molecule: messenger RNA, 13096 nt
Organism: Salvelinus fontinalis (brook trout)
Lineage: Eukaryota; Metazoa; Chordata; Actinopteri; Salmoniformes; Salmonidae
Product: ataxin-1-like
Exons: 4
Coding region: 1027-4716 (1229 amino acids)
Biological process (GO): nervous system development; negative regulation of transcription by RNA polymerase II
Cellular component (GO): nucleus
Molecular function (GO): protein binding; RNA binding
Source: RefSeq, a predicted model, not a curated record
AAAUGGAUAUAAAUACUCAGACAGAACAACAACAACCAGGAGGUCAUUGGAUCUGGUGUCGGGCUUUUCACACCUACCUUUUUCCACUCACAGUCAUUGAAGCAGGGGUUGGUACCGGUUCAGGAAACAGAACCAAAAACUGUGAAAAAUCAACAACAACUCAACUAACAGAAAUAGAACCAGCAACUAAAGUGAUCUCUAGUGUUCCGGAACAGAACUGUUAUUUUCAAAUCUUGAGAAUCGGUUAAUAAUGUUAUUUUUUGUUCCCGAAAAUAUUCUGUAUUUAAGUAAAGUUCUGAUGCUAGAAAUUCCACAAAAACUCAUGCCAUGAUGUCCAGGGCUUCAAGCCAAGCCCGUUACAUGUCCACCCCUCUUUCUCACUCUCUACUCACCUGCAUCUCAUGCCUGCAGGGCAUAUCAAAAUAUGGAAUGUGAUGAUUGUAAGCAUGUUGGAAAUGUACAGCCAUCAUUCUUCUCUGUUGUUUCUACAUGCUAGAACAUAACAAUUGUGUGUCUUUCUCUGUCUCCAGAUUUACAGCUGGCGGACGUUGUGGAGGCUGGUGGUUAAUCAGAGAUGAUUCCUCAUGAAGUCCAUGGAGCCGUCCUCUCUGUCCCCUGGCGGGUGUCACUCUGCCCUCUCUAGACUACUGAGUCCAGGACACACAGUCACACAGUGAAGACCUGAAGGAGACCUGUUUGAGCCCACGACAACACUGAGAGAGAGAGAGAUGUUUCCCAUGCCAAUAAAGCCCUUAAAUUGAAUUGUAGUUGAGAGAGAAACAGAGAUAGGGACAGAGAGAGAGAGAAACAGAGAUAGGGACAAAGAGAGAGAGAAACAGAGAUAGGGACAAAGAGAGAGAGAAACAGAGAUAGGGACAAAGAGAGAGAGAAACAGAGAUAGGGACAGAGAGAGAGAGAAACAGAGAUAGGGACAAAGAGAGAGAGAAACAGAGAUAGGGACAGAGAGAGAGAAACAGUAGGUUCAAAAAACCUACUUGAGAGACAAACAAAGAGUGAAAACCAACCAUGAAAUCCAACCAGGAGAGGAGCCAUGGCUGUCUACCUCCAAAGAAGCGUGAGAUCCUAGCCCUGGAGCAGAGGCCUGUGGUGGUAACAGCAGCAGCUGAGAUCCUGGCUCUGGAGCAGAGGCCUAUGGUGGUACCAGCAGCAGCUGCAGCCUCAGCAGACACUACCCUACACACAGAGAACCUGGCUUGGCUGGCCAAUGUAGCCAGCGAACGCUGCAGAUCCACAGAAACUCCCAGCCCCAGGUUUCAUGUCUCCUCGUCCUCCUCUUCAUCCCCCUCCCCUUCUGCUACCUCUCUGUCUACGAUUCCCCUGUCCUCUCUCUCCACUGUCUACCCCACUGGGGUGGGGCUCAGCCAACAGGGCGGGACAAUCCAGUACGCCCAGCUGGCCCCUAACCUCCAAUUCAUUAGCUCGGGGCCGUACACUGGCUACAUCUCCUCUCAGAUCAUCCAGUCCACUGCCACCAGUGUAGCCACCUCCACAGGGCAACAGCGCCACCAUCUGGACGGCCACUGCUACACCGCCGCCCUCAUCUCCCAGGCCACCAAGGCUGGUGACCAGCAGAACCAGCUCCAGAUAGGACUGCCGUCUGACCUGGCUGUGUCCGUUGGAGGGACUACCGUCUCCCUGCCGACCUCCACCCACUUCCCCAGUACCCACCAGUACAUCCAGCUGGACAGCAGCAGCCCUCUGACCGUCACCUCCCCUACCCAGGGCCACCUCCAGCCUCUCCAGCUCCACACCCACCCUGGGAUGGGCCUCCUCCCCCACACCCUCACCCUCGCCCCCUCCCAGGUGCUGGUCCAGUAUGCGGAUGGGUUAGGGGUCAACAAAGCUGAGGGCGGACACACCAAGGUGGUGCAGCUAAAUGGAGAGCUGGAGAGGAGUUUCGGUAAACAGAGCUGUGCUGGCGUCAAAGGAACCUCCUACUCUAACCAGAACAAUCAGCAGGUUCACCAUGGAUAUGAAGCUCGACACAUCCUCAUUCCCGCAGACUACACUACCCAGGAUUCAACAGGACUACAAACCUCCCUGGUGCUGGUAGCAAACGCCCAGCCCCACCCCCACCCCCACCCUACCAGUGGUGCUGAGCAGGACAAGGUCCAGGUCCACCCAUCACUAAUACACAGUGAGGGAGGAGGCAUCUGUCUAGGGAAACCUGUCUCCAGAACCUCCUCUUUCACCUCCCUCAACUCCUCUGAUGCUCUGAAGGUCUCUUCUGCCCCUCACACGGUUAUCCAGACCACCCACCACUCUGACCAGCAUGUACACAGCCUGUACUCCACCACCCAGGCACCAAUCAUCGGCUACAUCGCCAGGGCAGGUAACCAGCAUGGCGUCAGCUACGCCACCCUGCCGCAGCACCUGGUCAUCCCGGACGGCCAGUCCCUCCAGUCUCUCCUGAUACCCGUUAACGGAGUCGGUGACGUUACCACCACUACGGACCUCGAGGCCGCCUGCUCGGUGACCGCCAGGACGGCCAGCACCACCGCCUCUCAGCUGGCUCCAGCGACCACAUCCCUCCCCCGCCACACCUACCUCACCGCGUCCCUGUCCAAGUGUGAGAUGCUGGGGUCGGACAGCCACCACCAGGCCCCUGCUGUACUCCAGGCCCAAGUACUACCCAUCCAACACAUCCAAAUCCCCUCUAACACAACUGCUACUGUGGUGGCGUCCCCCUCCCCAGCCCUAGCCCUAGCUCCCGCCCCUGUCCAGGCCUCCCCUUCUCUCUCCUCUUCCCUCUCCUCCUCUCCAGCCCUAGCUCCAGCCCCUGUCCAGGCCACCCCCUCUCCCUCCUCCUCUCCAACCACGCUCCCGCCGUUCUUCAUGCGUGGCUCCAUCAUCCAGCUGGCGGAUGGGGAGCUGAAGCGAGUGGAAGACCUGAAGACGGAGGACUUUAUCCAGAGUGCUGAGAUCAGCAGUGAGCUGAAGAUUGACUCCAGCACUGUGGAACGCAUCGACACAGGCCAGACACCCAGCGCUGUCAUCAUACAGUUCGGUGUCGGGGAACACAAAGCACAGGUGUGCGUGGAGGUGCUGUUGGAGUACCCGUUCUUUGUGUUCGGCCAGGGCUGGUCGUCCUGCUGCCCUGACCGGACCACUCAGCUGUUGGAGCUGAGCUGUGCCAAGCUGUGUGUUGGGGACGUGUGUGUCUCCCUGACUCUCAGGAGCCUGAGGGGUGGCGACGGCUCUGUGUCUGGGAGGAACCACAGCAGCCAGGGUCACGAGGUCAAGCUGAGGCACAGCCACAACACUGGGGACAUCACACAGGAGUCUAACCGGCAAGGGAACAGUCAGGGGAAUAGCCAGAGUAAUGGUCAGAGUAUUGAUCAAAUCAACAGUCAAAUAAAUAGUCAGAGAGACAGUCAGAGAGACGGUCAGAGAGACGGUCAGAGAGACGGUCAGAGAGACGGUCAGAGAGACGGUCAGAGAGACGGUCAGAGAGACAGUCAGAGCAACAGUCAGAGAGACAGUCAGAGAGACAGUCAGAGCAACAGUCAGAGAGACGGUCAGAGAGACAGUCAGAGAGACGGUCAGAGAGACGGUCAGAGAGACAGUCAGAGAGACGGUCAGAGAGACGGUCAGAGAGACAGUCAGAGCAACAGUCAGAGCAACAGUCAGAGAGACAGUCAGAGAGACAGUCAGAGCAACGGUCAGAGAGACGGUCAGAGAGACAGUCAGAGAGACAGUCAGAGAGACGGUCAGAGAGACGGUCAGAGAGACGGUCAGAGAGACGGUCAGAGAGACGGUCAGAGAGACGGUCAGAGAGACGGUCAGAGAGACGGUCAGAGAGACAGUCAGAGCAACAGUCAGAGAGACAGUCAGAGCAACAGUCAGAGAGACAGUCAGAGCAACAGUCAGAGCAACGGUCAGAGAGACGGUCAGAGAGACAGUCAGAGAGACAGUCAGAGAGACGGUCAGAGAGACGGUCAGAGAGACGGUCAGAGAGACGGUCAGAGAGACGGUCAGAGAGACGGUCAGAGAGACGGUCAGAGAGACAGUCAGAGAGACAGUCAGAGAGACAGUCAGAGAGACAGUCAGAGAGACAGUCAGAGCAACGGUCAGAGAGACAGUCAGAGAGACGGUCAGAGAGACAGUCAGAGAGACGGUCAGAGCAACAGUCAGAGCAACAGUCAGAGAGACAGUCAGAGAGACAGUCAGAGAGACAGUCAGAGUAUGGACAAGGACUUUAGGAACAGUUUGAAUGCUGCAGGCAGCAACAGUGUCUUCCUGGUGCAGGUGGCCAAAACAGACAGGCUGAAUAAGGAGGACAGGGGCGUCCCCCGCUCUGUGGACCAGGUGACAGGAUCUGGACUGAGACCCGGAUCUGGAUCUGGACCAGGGGUCUACGGAGCUGGAGUUGGACCCAGGAGCACCUCGGACCUGCAGGCUGUCUCAGGGAAUGGAGAGAUGAGAGACAGAGAAAAUGUAGAGGUGAUAGGAAGAAACAAUGGAGAGAUGAGAGAGAGAGAACAGAAUAGCCACAUGCCCCCUUCGCCCCUCAAGACAGAAGUGGGUGAGGCAGACAAAGAAAAACCCUGCGGUCGUAAGAGGAGGUGGUCUGCUCCAGAGAGAGAUCAGACCGAGAGGGCAGACGAGGAACCCCCUUUGACUCUGCCAAAACCCUCUUUUAUAACUCAGCAGGUCAAACUCUCCAUGGAGGGACGGUCAAAUGUUAGUCGCUGAGGGAGCUGGAGUGUUGUACGGGAGGUAGGGAACAUACUUUUAUAUGUUUGUAACGUUGUUAGUGCUGUUUGGUUUCAUCUAUCUAUCCACAUUAAUGGAAAGGAUUCGUUUACCUUGUAUAUACAUGUUUUAGGAUUCUAUUUCUAUGGAAGGAACCUUGUUGUCUCUGUGUUUGGCCCACUGUCUGGGAGGCCAGUCUCUCUCCAGAACACAGUGAGUGGCCCACUGUCUGGGAGGCCAGUCUCUCUCCAGAACACAGUGAGUGGCCCACUGUCUGGGAUGCCAGUCUCUCUCCAGAACACAGUGAGUGGCCCACUGUCUGGGAGGCCAGUCUCUUUCCAGAACACAGUGAGUGGGCCACUGUCUGGGAGGCCAGUCUCUCUCCAGAACACAGUGAGUGGCCCACUGUCUGGGAGGCCAGUCUCUCUCCAGAACACAGUGAGUGGCCCACUGUCUGGGAGGCCAGUCUCUCUCCAGAACACAGUGAGUGGCCCACUGUCUGGGAGGCCAGUCUCUUUCCAGAACACAGUGAGUGGCCCACUGUCUGGGAUGCCAGUCUCUCUCCAGAACACAGUGAGUGGCCCACUGUCUGGGAGGCCAGUCUCUCUCCAGAACACAGUGAGUGGCCCACUGUCUGGGAGGCCAGUCUCUCUCCAGAACACAGUGAGUGGCCCACUGUCUGGGAGGCCAGUCUCUCUCCAGAACACAGUGAGUGGCCCACUGUCUGGGAGGCCAGUCUCUCUCCAGAACACAGUGAGUGGGCCACUGUCUGGGAGGCCAGUCUCUCUCCAGAACACAGUGAGUGGCCCACUGUCUGGGAGGCCAGUCUCUCUCCAGAACACAGUGAGUAUGCCCACUGUCUGGGAGGCCAGUCUCUCUCCAGAACACAGUGAGUGGCCCACUGUCUGGGAGGCCAGUCUCUCUCCAGAACACAGUGAGUGGCCCACUGCCUGGGAGGCCAGUCUCUCUCCAGAACACAGUUAGUGGCCCACUGCCUGGGAGGCCAGUCUCUCUCCAGAACACAGUUAGUGGCCCACUGCCUGGGAGGCCAGUCUCUCUCCAGAACACAGUUAGUGGCCCACUGCCUGGGACGUCAGUCUCUCUCCAGAACACAGUGAGUGGCCCACUGCCUGGGAGGCCAGUCUCUCUCCAGAACAUAGUUAGUGGCCCACUGUCUGGGAGGCCAGUCUCUCUCCAGAACACAGUUAGUGGCCCACUGUCUGGGAGGCCAGUCUCUCUCCAGAACACAGUUAGUGGCCCACUGCCUGGGAGGCCAGUCUCUCUCCAGAACAUAGUUAGUGGCCCACUGCCUGGGAGGCCAGUCUCUCUCCAGAACAAAGUUAGUGGCCCACUGCCUGGGAGGCCAGUCUCUCUCCAGAACACAGUUAGUGGCCCACUGCCUGGGAGGCCAGUCUCUCUCCAGAACACAGUUAGUGGCCCACUGCCUGAGAGGCCAGUCUCUCUCCAGAACAAAGUUAGUGGCCCACUGCCUGGGAGGCCAGUCUCUCUCCAGAACACGGUGAGUGGAUACUGUAGUGAGCAGAUGGUUGACCUGGAAAGGCUUGAAUUGACUAAACCAUGAGAUUUCUCCUCUAUAUUGACCUAUAAAGUGAAUUCUGCAUGUAUGAGUUAUAUCAAUUGAUAGUACCUGCCUAGUUAGAAUACAACCCUCUACUGCUCAUCGUUACCCUCAGUCAUCAGAACCCCCACCCCCCAUAUAUUUGAGGACGUUGUUUUAUGUGAUGAAAUGUAGUUUUCUUUUUGUUGCCUCAGGGCAACGUUGUGCAGUUAGGCUACUUUAAAGGGCAAUACAAUGCUGAAUGAUAGACAUGUAGAUUGCCAGACAAUGGACCCAGGGAUAUUCUAUGGGCCGAAGCAGCCUAACUGAUCAGUUAAGAUCAUACCCUCUGGUUGUGAGGACAGUCACAGCGAGGAAGAAUGGACCUCAGAAUCAGGUUUGAGAGGCAGUGAAAUACUAGUUUAGGGAAAAGCUUUCACUAUCUGCUUUUCCAUGGUGUUGUAGUAAGUACCCUUAUGACACAGAACGCCUGAAUCUAACCCCCCAAAAAUAGGUUUUAAUAUUUGUUUCAAUGAAAAACCACAAUGUGUGCAGUAAAGGAUUACUCAUAUACUGUAUACAGUGCAUUCCUGAAGUAUUCAGAACCCUUGACUUUUCAUACAUUUUGUUACGUUACAGCCUUAUUCUGAAAAUGAUUUUUCUUUUCAAUCUUCAUCAAUCUACACACAAUACCACAUAACGACAAAGUGGAAACAGGUUCUUAGACAUUUUUUAACCCCUAAAAAACAGAAAUACCUUAUUUACGUAAGUAUUCAAACCCUUUGCUAUGAGACUCGAAAUGGAUCUCAGGUGCAUCAUCCUUGAGACUCUUCCUAGAGCUGGCUGCCCGGCCAAACUGAGCAAUCGGGAGAGAAGGGCCUUCAGGGAGGUGACCAAGAACCUUUUAAAAAUCCACCUUUCCAGAAACAACUCUCUCACUGUUGCCGCCUGCUAUAGACCACCCUCUGCCCCCAGCUGUGCCAUGGACACCAUAUGUGAAUUGAUUGCCCCCCAUCUAUCUUCAGAGCUCGUGCUGCUAGGUGACCUAAACUGGGACAUGCUUAACACCCCGGCCAUCCUACAAUCUAAGCUUGAUGCCCUCAAUGUCACACAAUUUAUCAAUGAACCUACCAGGUACAACCCCAAAUCCGUAAACACGGGCACCCUCAUAGAUAUCAUCCUAACCAACCUGCCCUCCAAAUACACCUCUGCUGUUUUCAACCAAGAUCUCAGCGAUCACUGCCUCAUUGCCUGCGUGUGUAAUGGGUCUGCGGUCAAACGACCACCUCUCAUCACUGUCAAACGCUCCCUAAAACACUUCAGCGUGCAGGCCUUUCUAAUCGACCUGGCCCGGGUAUCCUGGAAUGAUAUUGACCUCAUCCCGUCAGUAGAGGAUGCUUGGUUAUUCUUUAAAAGUGUCUUCCUCACCAUCUUAAACAAGCAUGCUCCAUUCAAAAAAUGUAGAACCAGGAACAGAUAUAGCCCAUGGUUCACUCCAGACCUGACUGCCCUUGACCAGCACAAAAACAUCCUGUGGCGUAUUGCAUUAACAUCGAAUAGCCCCCGCGAUAUGCAACUUUUCAGGAAAGUUAGGAACCAAUAUACACAGUCGGUUAGGAAAGCUAAGGCUAGCUUUUUCAAACAUAAAUUUGCAUCCUGUAGCACAAACUCCAAAAAGUUCUGGGACACUGUAAAGUCCAUGGAGAAUAAGAGCACCUCCUCCCAGCUGCCCAUUGCUCUGAGGCUAGGAAACACUGUCAACACCGAUAAAUCCACUAUAAUGGAGAAUUUCAAUAAGCAUUUCUCUACGGCUGGCCAUGCUUUCCACCUGGCUACCCCUACCACUGUCAACUGCCCGGUACCCCCAACAGCAACUCGCCCAAGCCUCCCCCAUUUCUCCUUCACCCAAAUCCAGAUAGCUGAUGUUCUGAAAGAGCUGUAAAAUCUGGACCCCUACAAAUCAGCCGGGCUAGACAAUCUGGACCCUCUCUUUCUAAAAUUAUCUUUCCCGAAAUUGUUGCAACCCCUAUUACUAGCCUGUUCAACCUCUCUUUCCUAUUGUCUGAGAUUCCCAAAGAUUGGAAAGUUGCCGCGAUCAUCCCCCUCUUCAAAGGGGGAGACGCUCUAGACCCAAACUGCUACAGACCUAUAUCUAUCCUACCCUGCCUUUCUAAGGUCUUCGAAAGCCAAGUUAACAAACAGAUUACUGACCAUUUCGAAUCCCACCGUACCUUCUCCACUAUGAAAUCUGGUUUCAGAGCUGGUCAUGGGUGCACCUCAGCCACGCUUAAGGUCCUAAACGAUAUCAUAACCGCCAUCGAUAAGAGACAUUACUGUGCAGCCAUAUUCAUCAACCUGACCAAGGCUUUCGACUCUGUCAAUCACCACAUUCUUAUCCGCAGACUUAACAGCCUUGGUUUCUCAAAUUACUGCCUCGCCUGAUUCACCAACUACUUCUCUGAUAGAGUUCAGUGUGCCAAAUCGGAGGUCCUGUUGUCUGGACCUCUGGCAGUCUCUAUGGGGGUGCCACAGGGUUCAAUCCUCGGACCGACUCUCUUCUCUGUAUACAUCAAUGAUGUCGCUCUUGCUACUGGUGAUUCUCUGAUCCACCUCUACGCAGAUGACACCAUUCUGUAUACUUCUGGCCCUUCUUUGGACACUGUGUUAACUAACCUCCAGAUGAGCUUCAAUGCCAUACAACUCUCCUUCCGUUGCCUCCAACUGCUCUUAAAUGCAAGUAAAACUAAAUGCAUGCUCUUCAACCGAACCUGCCCGCCCGUCCAGCAUCACUACUCUGGACAGUUCUGACUGUGGACAACUACAAAUACCUACGUGUCUGGUUAGACUGUAAACUCUCCUUCCAGACUCACAUUAAGCAUCUCCAAUACAAAAUUAAAUAUAGAAUUGCCUUCCUAUUUCGCAACAAAGCCUCCUUCCCUCAUGCUGCCAAACUUACCCUCGUUAAACUGACUAUCCUAACGACCCUCGACUUCGGCAAUGUCAUUUACAAAAUAGCCUCCAACACUCUACCUAACAAAUUGAAUGCAGUCUAUCACAGUGCCAUCCGUUUUGUCACCAAAGCCCCAUAUACUACCCACCACUGCGACCUGUAUGCUCUCGUUGGCUGGCUUCAUACUCGUCGCCAAACCCACUGGCUCCAGGUCAUCUACAUCUCUCUGCUAGGUAAAGCCCCGCCUUACCUCAGCUCACUGGUCGCCAUAGCAGCACCCACCCAUAGCACACGCCCCAGCAGGUAUAUCUCACUAGUCACCCCCAAAGCAAAUUCCUCCUUUGGCCGCCUUUCCUUCCAGUUUUCUGCUGCCAAUGAAUGGAAAGAACUGCAAAAAUCACUGAAGCUGGAGACUCAUAUCUCCCUCACUAACUUUAAGCACCAGCUGUCAGAGCAGCUCACAGAUCACUUCACCUGUACAUAGCCCAUCUGUAAUAUAGUCCGUCCAACUACCUCAUCCCCAUACUGUAUUUAUUUAUUUAUUUAUCUUGCUCCUUUGCACCCCAGUAUCUCUACUUGCACAUUCAUCUUCUGCACAUCAAUCACUCCAGUGUUUAAUUGGUAUAUUGUGAUUACUUCGCCACCAUGGCCUAUUUAUUGCCUUACCUCCCUUCUCUUACCUCAUUUGCACACACUGUAUAUAGAUUUUUUCUAUUGUAUUAUUGACUGUAGUUUGUUUAUUCCAUGUGUAACUCUGUGUUGUUGUAUGUGUCGAACUGCUUUAGUUUAUUCUUGGCCAGGUCGCAGUUGUAAAUGAGAACUUGUUCUCAACUAGCCUACCUGGUUAAAUAAAGGUGAAAUAAAUAAAUAAAAAUAAAUAAAAACCCGAUGGUCACUCUGCCAGAGCUCCAGAGUUCCUCUGUGGAGAUGGAAGAACCUUCCAGAAGGACAUCCAUCUCUGCAGCACUCCACCAAUCAGGCCUUUAUGGUAGAGUGGCCAGACGUAAGCCACUCCUCAGUAAAAGGCACAUGACAGCCCACUUGGAGUUUGCCAAAAGGCACCUAAAGGACUCUGACCAUGAGAAACAUGAUGAAAUCAAGAUUAAACUUGUUGGCCUGAAUGCCAAGCAUCACGUCUGGAGGAAACUUGGUACCAUCCCUACGGGGAAGCAUGGUGGUGGCAGCAUCAUGCUGUGGGGAUGUUUUUCAGCAGCAGGGACUGGGAGGCUAGUCAAGAUCGAGGGAAAGAUGAAUGGAGAAAAGUACAGGGAGAUCUUUGAUGAAAACCUGCUCCAGAGUGCUCAGGACCUUAGACUGGGGCGAAGGUUCACCUUCCAACAGGACAACAACCCUAAGCACACAGCAUAGACAAUGCAGGAGUGGCUUCGGGACAAGUCUCUGAAUGUCCUUGAGUGACCCAGCCAGAGCCUGGACUUGAACCCGAUCGAACAUCUCUGGAGAGACCUGUAAAUAGCUGUGCAGCAACGCACCCCAUCCAACCUGACAGAGCUUGAGAGGAUCUGCAGAGAAGAAACUCCACAAAUACAAGUGUGCCAAGCUUGUAGCAUCAUACCUAGAAAACUUGAGGUAAUCGCUGCCAAAGGUGCUUCAAAAAAGUACUGAGUAAAGGGUCUGAAUACUUACGUGAUAUUUCUGUUUGUUUUUUUAGCAAAAAAAACAAAAAAACAGUUUUGUUUUGUCAUUUUGGCGUGUUGUGUGUAGAUUGAUUGAAAAUUUGGAAAAAGUCAAGGGGUCUGAACACUUUCUGUAGGCACUGUAUGUUGCAAUCAUUUUGGUUUACAGAAAUGUGGGUGCGUCUGAUUUUGUUAUAGGCCAUAUUCCAGAAAGUGAAUUCAAAGAGUAAUGAUAUUGAUUUGAACAUCAACCAAUGUCUACAGGACAGGGUUGGUUGUAUCUUUGAUAGCCAGGUUGUGUCCCAAAUGGCACCCUUUUUCCUAUAUAGUGCACUAACUUUGGGCUCUGAUCAGAUGUAGUGCACUAUAAAGCGAAGAGGGUGCCAUUUGGGAUGCAUCCUUUGUGAUUUAAUGUCAAUGUCUACAUUCCCUUCUUGUUUUAGAUAUACUGUUGUAAGUUACCUGAUAGCUUCAUGCAAGUUACCUGAUAGCUUCAUGCAAGUUACCUGAUAGCUUCAUAUUGUAGUAAGUUACCUGAUAGCUUCAUGCAAGUUACCUGAUAGCUUCAUAUUGUAAUAAGUUACCUGAUAGCUUCUCCUGCAGUGAUUUCUACUUCACCUUUUAUCGGGGGCUUUCUGUGGUUCUUCUGGAUGUUAUACAACGUUUUACAGUGGUUCUUCUGGACGUUAUACAACGUUUUACAGUGGUUCUUCUGGACGUUAUACAACGUUUUACAGUGGUUCUUCUGGAUGUUAUACAACGUUUUACAGUGGUUCUUCUGGACGUUAUACAAUGUUUUAGGUGGUGGAGGGAGAGCCACUGACAUUGAACUACAGGCAUAGUGAACCUGUCCAAUUAACUUAGUUGUAAUUGUGUUGUUUGUGCAACACCUGAAUUAUAGGUUUGUGUUUUUCCAUGUUAAAUCAUUACAGCCCAAUGACCCUCUAAAAUGUCUCUGAUUCACUUUCAUCAGUUAUUUGUAUGAAUGACAUCCCAUGUAAAACUCAAACCUCAACUUGCAAUAUGUCACCUGAGAAUACAUUGUAUCUUCACGUGACAUGAAUCAUUAAAAUUUAUAUUUUCAUACUUUUAAUUCAGGCAAAUCAGAGUAAUCAUGGUACUAUCAAGUGAAGAAGCUAGAGUCAAGAUCAUCAGUGAUUAUGGACCAGUGCCAUUGGUUCAGCAGUGGACCAGUGCCAUUGGUUCAGCAGUGGACCAGUGCCAUUGGUUCAGCAGUGGACCAGUGCCAUUGGUUCAACAGUGGACCAGUGCCAUUGGUUCAGCAGUAGAUGAACAUGUGCACAUGCAUGUGGACAUUUCUCUACAUUCUGUAACUACCUGGCCUCACUACCCACCCAUGUGUACCCAACUUACUUUAGACUGAAUUCUCACAGGUGUCUCUCUUUUCUUUUCUUUCAAUUUAAAAUUAUAUUAUUUAAAAAAAUUCUUAUAGCCAAAAUAAAGUAGUUUACAGAACUCAGGAAUUGUGUGUGUGUGUGUGUGUGUGUGUGUGUGUGUGUGUGUGUGUGUGUGUGUGUGUGUGUGUGUGUGUGUGUGUGUGUGUGUGUGUGUGUGUGUGUCUGAUUAUCAUAAAACUGUUUAUCAUCAAAGAAAGCAAUUGGAUAUUUUCAAAUUCAUUGAGAGAGAGAGGAGGUAGAGAGAGGAGGGAGAGAGGGAGACAGAGAAUAGAAUGAAUAGAGAUUAUUAGACUGUUGUUUGCAUCUUGCCAAUAAUCAGGUGAACUGGCAGAGAAACAGACGCCGCCCAUUGACUGUUUUCCCCUGAGAUAUGUAUGUGCUAAAAUAUAAACAUUGUUGUAGAUAUUAUACAAAAUAGGAUCAUUGUUAUUAUUGUACAAUCUGUCAAUUAAAAAUGUUCAUGCAUUGGUCCGCAACCCCAAAAAAAGGUUGUGAAAUAACUUUUCUGUGUACCUCAUAUGUAAGAUACAUUUAUGUACAACAGGAAACAGGAAACAAGAGGAAUAGAAGACUUCAAAGUUGCUUUUCUAACUGUGGUAUUACGUUUUAAUUUGUAGGAUAUACUCCAAUCUGUUCUGUAUGAUCUAUGGUCUCUUUCUUAGGAGAGUUUUUGCAGGUUUAUGGACAAAAUAUUUCAGUUGUAAUUUUUUUCAACAUUUAAUUUAGAUUUGAACAAAUUUGUUUAAAGAAACACAAAAGAACAUGAACAAAUGUAUUGUCUCUGUAUUAUCAGAAUAAUAAAUAACAGAGUCAACUGAAA